Anguilla rostrata (American eel) is the source of this 4814-nucleotide messenger RNA. RefSeq names its product toll-like receptor 8. Bases 489 to 3590 code for a protein of 1033 amino acids. The transcript is spliced from 2 exons. Gene Ontology annotation, cellular component: plasma membrane. Gene Ontology annotation, biological process: positive regulation of interleukin-6 production; toll-like receptor signaling pathway; canonical NF-kappaB signal transduction. The record is from RefSeq and is a predicted model, not a curated record. Gene Ontology annotation, molecular function: pattern recognition receptor activity; protein binding. NCBI's taxonomy places the organism in Eukaryota, Metazoa, Chordata, Actinopteri, Anguilliformes, Anguillidae.
AGAUUAGAAAACAAGGCCCUUCGUCCAAAGAUUUGUUAUAAAUUAAUUGUAAAUCUGGAACACACAAAACGAUAUCUUCUCCCUCAAAAAAUGGGAAGUGAAUGAGGGUAACUUCCCCAUACAGAACGUGUGAGAAUGAAGGAGGGUACGGUUGGAAAGUUUAACGUCAUUCCGCAAUAACGGCAGUUCUCUCGGUGGCAGCUGUGCGGCGACUCGUCUCAGGUCUGAGCGUUCCAUCUGAUGAACAGCUCGUUAGAUGAGGAAGGAACUUUCAGGCCUCAAAAUUCUAAUUCGCACACCAGUGCUGGCGGAGCCAGCUAAAGAUGUCAUGAGCGUAGCCAACUGCAGGCAGACUACUUCCUGUUAACGCCUCAGUAACAGGCUCAGAGGGCCAGGGAGGCCGUACAGGCGGUUUCUGUUCUGACGUUUCAGAUGCAGUCCACGCUCUCCCGGGGAUUAAAAAAUAACAGCAUUUCAUCGGCGAUAUCAUGGCUACUGCCCUCUGCUGGUGGAACUGGGUGAUUCUGUGUCUCCUGCUCAGACAUGUUGGGUGUGGAUGGAAGCAUCCAUUUCCCUGUGAAAUCGUAGACUACAAUUCCACAAUCAAAUUUGAUUGCUACGGGCUUAGGCUGCGGGAAGUGCCUACGUGGAUCGCUCGGAACGCCACGGAGAUUUGUCUUGGCGAAAACCGUAUCAAAAACAUAUCUGCCAAAGCGUUCGAUGGACUGUGGAACCUGACGCGUCUCAAUCUCAACUGGGCGAACGACAAUCGUGCGGUGCAAAUCGCCGAUGGGGCGUUCUCGCAUCUAGCAAACCUUCAGGAGCUGAACCUCUGCGGUAUCGUUCUUCAGAAUGUUCCAGAAAACCUUCCUCGGGGACUGAAAGUGCUGCACCUCCGUAACAACAGAAUUACAUCGGUCAGCCGAGAAACCUUCUCUGAGCUUAAGAAUAUUAAUGAACUGGACUUGUCCAAAAACUGUUAUUACUGGAACCGUUGCGGCAAGGAGUACGAUGCUGGAAAUCGGAGCUUCUCAAACUUAACCGAGUUAAACUAUUUGAACUUGGCCUAUAAUAACUUAAGUAGUGUUCCAGAAGAACUACCAAGCUCUCUACACACCCUGCACCUCGGCUUUAACCGCAUAAGGCUGAUUACUAGUGAGGACUUCAGACGGCUGACCAACCUGAACGUUCUCCUGCUCCUGGGAAAUUGCCAACGAUGUCACAAUUCACCUUAUCCGUGUGAGCCUUGCGAAAACAUUGAGAUUCAUGACCGGGCCUUUCACUCUCUCACUAAACUAGAGACACUGAACCUUGCAGGGAACUCUCUCAGGAUAAUAAAAAAAUCCUGGUUUGCAAGUUUGAGAAAUCUAAAAAUCCUGGGCCUCUCAUUUAACUUUUUAUCUGACCCUAUUACUACGGGUGGCUUUAUGGAUAAUUUACCGCAUCUGGAGUUAAUUGACCUGUCCUACAACUAUGCGCUGAAGGAGUAUCCCUCAACAUGCAAGCUUUCAGCAGAUUUUUCUAAAUUAGUGUCUCUUAGGGUAAUACAUCUACAGGGUUAUGUGUUUAAAGAAAUUUGCCAUGAUACUUUGAGUGCCCUGUCAGGCCUAAGAAAUCUCACUGUGUUGGAUUUGGGGACAAAUUUCAUCGUCCAUGCAGAUUCCGCUGUGUUUAAAAAAUUUGGAAAUGUCAAACUAAUAUAUCUGUCGGAAAACAGACUCUAUCCCACGACCAACAGUUCCCACGAAGACCGGUGCAGGAAGCUAUACGGAGACAAUGGCAUGGGUGUCGGUCUUAAUCCAGGUCCCCACGUGAACCCUCUCUUGACAGGACCUGGCGAGAAACACAAAAUGGAUGACAGGUAUUCGCUAACGCAUGCUCUCGUGAAGCAUGAAUGCUUCGCUUCGGGUCGAGUUCUGGACCUCAGCUCCAACAACAUCUUCUUCAUCUCCCCAGUGCAAUUUGUGGAUUUUGAGAACAUCUCCUGCUUGAACCUUUCCAGGAAUGGCUUUGCAGCAGCUCUGAAUGGAACUGAAUUCCUUCCUUUGUCGAACCUGAAGUACCUGGACCUGUCCUACAACAAGAUAGACCUGGCCUACGACGGAGCCUUCUCUGAGCUAAAAAAACUGGAGGUGCUGGACCUGAGCUACAACCCUCAUUAUUUCAUUGUGUCUGGUGUGACGCACAAUUUCAAUUUUUUGGAGAAUCUGCCUUCUUUGAAAGUGCUCAAUCUGAGCAAUAAUAAUAUCUUCACUUUAACCAGUAAGACUAUGAAAAGCAAUUCUCUUACAGAGCUGCAGUUCCACGACAAUCGCCUGGGAAUAUUAUGGAAAGUGAAUGAUGGCUCCUAUGACAAUCUUUUCAAAUAUCUGCUGAACCUGUCAUAUCUUGACAUAUCUCACAACGGCAUUAAAAAUAUUCCACAGAAAAUCAUGGAAAACCUACCAAAAAACAUAACUAAACUGUGUUUAGGCUACAAUUCAAUAGACGAUUUUGGAUGGCAUAAUCUGACGUUGUUUCCCAACCUUCAGUUUCUAGACCUGAGCCACAAUCUCAUCGCAGAGGUGCCCGCGAAUCUUUCGGGCUUGUCGAAAACGCUCGAGACGCUCGACCUGAGUCACAACAGAAUCGCGCGGCUGCCGGACGGCUUCCUGAGAGGCGCGGGGAACGUCCGCGUGCUCGACCUCUCCUACAACCUGCUGGUCCACGUCAACAGGUCCGCCUGCGAGGCCGCGCAGACGAACUACACCCAGGUGCUGCGUCUGGGCGGAAACCCGUUCCACUGCAUGUGCGACACCCUGGACUUCAUCCUGUGGCUGCGGAUGUCCCGGGACGUGAAGAUCCCCCGCCUGGCAAAGGUGGUCAACUGCGCCCUGCCGCCCCAGUGGCGGGGGAAGAGCGUGAUCGACUUCGACAUAACGCAGUGCAUAGACGACAGCGUAGCCUUCCUCUUCUACUUCCUGUCCGCCACCGUCGUCAUCCUCACCACGGCGUCGGCCGUCACCAUGCACCUCUUCUACUGGGACGCCUCCUACGCCCUGCGCUACUGGAGGGCCCGGCUGAGGGGCUACCGCCGGCUGGCGUCGGGCGCCAACGACUACGACGCCUUCGUGGCGUACGACGCCGCGGACCCCCUCGUCUCCGAGUGGGUGCUGAACAGCCUGCGGGCGGAGCUGGAGGAGCGGGGCGACCGGCUGCACCCCGUCUGCCUGGAGGAGCGGGACUGGACGCCGGGCACGCCCGUGCUGGACAACCUGAGCCGCAGCGUCGGGCGCAGCCGCAAGACGGUGUUCGUGCUGACCGAGCGCUACGCGCGCAGCGGCGCCUUCCGCAUGGCGGCGUACCUGGCGCACCAGCGGCUGCUGGAGGAGAACGAGGACGUGAUCGUGCUGCUGCUGCUGGAGCCCGUGCUGCGGCACUCGCGCUUCCUGCGGCUGCGCCGGCGCCUCUGCGGCCCCAGCGUGCUGGACUGGCCCCGGAACCCCGCCGCGCAGCGCUGGUUCUGGCAGUGCCUGCGGAACGCCAUCCGCGUGGACAACCAGGCCAUGUACAGCAAGGAGUACUCCCGCUACUUCACCAGCAGCAAGUGAAUCCGGCUUUACGCACACACACACACAUGCACAUGCACACACACACACACAUGCGCAUGCACACGCACACACAUGCGCAUGCACACGCACACGCACAUGCACAUGCACACGCACAUGCACACAUGCACACACAAGCACACACACACACACAUGCACUCACUUACACGCACGCACACACAUGCACACACACACGCAAGCACAUGCACAUGCACAUGCACAUGCACUCACUCACACACGCACAUGCACAUGCACUCACUCACACACACACACACACACACACACUCACACACUCACAAACACACACACACACCCACACGCACGCGCACACAUACACACACACACACGCAAGCACAUGCACACACCCACACACACACAUCCACACACACACGCACACACAUACACACACACGCGCAAGCACACACACACACCCACACACACACAUCCACACACACACGCACACACAUACACACACACGCGCAAGCACACACACACAAACACACACACACACACAUCCACACACACACAUACACUACACACACACAUGCAAACAUGUGCGCAUGGACAAAACAAAGCACAGCCAUGUAAAAAUACUCUCCUGAUGGGCAAUACCCCUACUUUGAGCUCAUCAGCACCUCUCCAUAUGUACCAUAUUGCUGAAAUGUAUUUUUAGCACAUUUAUUUUACAAGCAGAGGUUUCAGUUCUUUUGACUUAGCACCUUUAAAAAAUCUGUCCAUUAUCUAACCCACUUACACCUGGUCAGGGUUGCUGGGGGUGCUGGAGCCUAUCCCAGCAUGCAUUUGGCAAGAGGGAGGAAUACACCCUGGAAACAUUCAUUCACUCACACCUCAUUCUGCUUUAAUAAAUCUUUCAAUUAGGGUUUGAUGCACAUCACUGUUAAAUUUGUGUGGUAUGCAAGCAAAAUAUUUUGUGCGUCCACUAGAUGUCAGCAAAACAACAUAAUUGAUAUAAUGCAUAAUUUAAUUUUUUUUUUUAAAGCCUUGCAUUAAGAGAAUGUGCUUAUUACAUGCCAUGAUUGACAAGCUGUUUUCAAGGAAAUGUACAAUAAUAAGGAUCCAUUAGUUUUUUUGCAUUUUAUGAGUUUUCCAAAAUUAUUUUUUUAUCACUCUGUUUAUUGAGCAGUUAAGAAUUAUCUGCAUGGACAACAUGUUUUCAUGUAAAUACCUUUUUAAUAAAAUGGGCUCACUUGAAGCAGUAGAGGAGAA